AUGGUAUUAUUGACAGCAAGUUCUGGUUGCUUAUUUUUUUUCUUUUCUACCAUCUACAGAUACACAAUAUCAGUUCUGCUGCACCAUACUGAGCCAGAAUUUCCAUACAUUAGUGACACAGGGACGUAUUCUCCAGAGAGCUGCAUUUUUGGCCAGGCUCUGAAUAUUGGAGCUUUUGCAAUUCUUGUGACCAUAUAUGUCCGAUUUCGGCAAAUAGCUGAGUUAUACCGCAACCAUUCUUCGUCAUCCAACAUUGUGAGACUCAACAGAGUGGGACUUCUGAUAGGCUCCCUGGCUGCUCUUGGCAUAUCCAUAGUUGCCAACUUCCAAGAAACAAAUGUGUUCUUUGUGCACAUUUCAGGAGCCUUGAUGGCUUUUGGUCUGGGCACUGGCUAUCUCUGGGUGCAGGUAAGACAGACAAGCGAUGAUUAUUGUUUUGAAUAUAUAGAGUGUAAAAGAGAGACAGAGACAGUCUAAGACACAGAAGGACAA
Penaeus vannamei (Pacific white shrimp) is the source of this 492-nucleotide messenger RNA. The record is from RefSeq and is a predicted model, not a curated record. NCBI's taxonomy places the organism in Eukaryota, Metazoa, Arthropoda, Malacostraca, Decapoda, Penaeidae.